CUACGUAAUAAUAAUCAAACCCUAGAUACCUAGUUCAGAAAGGAAGCUUUACAUUAAAGCGAGCAAUUUGAACUUCCGGUCGCCGAUCAUAAACCUAGCCGAUCUGAUCAUGAGAUUUCCUCUAAUUAAGACGAUGUCUGCGGCCGGAGAAAGAAGCCCCGUCCCCCGCCGCCACGCCGACCGCUGCCUACCGGAGGAGCUACAGACGGAGAUCUUGUCCAGGCUGCCGACCCCUGCCUCCAUCGCCCGAUUCCGCUGCGUCUGCAAAUCGUGGCGCCGCCUCCUCUCCGACGACACCGAAUUCAUCGCCAAGAUCCUCUUCUCCGACGACGGCGAGGAGGAGGAGGCUCAUGUUCUAUCCCACCCACACGGCGGGCGACUUUGGUACUCCAUCCACUCCCUCCCCACGCUCCGACCCGUAUCCUCGGGUCGGCUCCCCGGCUCGGAUACUAUGCUCAUACCUUUCGUCGCCUGCUGCUCCGGCGGGAUCUUCUGCAUCGCCGACCUCUUAAACAAGUGGGAAAUCAUCCUCUGGAAUCCCACGACAUCGGAAACGAAGACGUUGAAGCCGAUCCCCUCCUCCCUCUCCGCCGCUUGCGGGCGAGAAUUCGGGUUCGGGUUCGACCCGGAAACAGGGGACUACAAGGUAAUCGUUUGGAUCUGGGCCUGGGGUGGAAAAUCACCCCAGGAGAUUUACGUCCACAGCCUGAGGAAAAAAAACUCGUGGAGGCGCCUCCGCAAUCACGGGUCGUCGCCGGUCCCCGGCGGCGACAGAGUCGGCCUGGUGUCCUCUCGAGCUCCCAAAUUGGCGAAUUGCCACUGGAUUCGUCUAAUUGGUCCUGAACACCUUCAGCUCACUACCUUCAACAUGAGCAGGGAAGCGUUCACGGUUCUGCGCCUGCCGAAGCCGCCAGUAAAACAGCAGCGUGAGAAAUCAUCAUCAUCAUCAACAACAACAAUCCCGUAUAGUACUAGAAGCUCGUUUCACAUUGCGAAAGGUGGGUCGUCGUCGUCGUCGUCGUGCUUGGUGGCGGUUUGCUCUGGAAACAGAACAAGGACGACAUCCGGCAUCUUCUUGGAGGUUUGGGUGGCGCUGGACUAUGUGGCGCUCGAGAGGAAGGAGUGCUCUUGGAUUAGGCUGUACAAUGUUGAAGCUGGUGAUCAGGUUCCUGCUGCAGGGGUUUGGGAGUAUGGCAAGUUCUUCGUCCGGUGGUCCAACUGCCGAAAGGAUAGUGCUGACAUAGACAUGGACAACGGGGUUGUUGAUCAUAAGUGGAGUCGCAUGUUCUUGAAGCGUGUAGCUUAUGUUCCAUCCAUGGUUUCUUUGGCAGGAGGAAGGAAGAAAUCGCUAAUGCGAAGGGCGAAGGAUACCUGUCGUUCCAUUUUGUCGAACAGUUUCUAUGCGAAGACGAGGUAGGAUUAUGUGAAGAUCGAUUGAUAGGAAGAUGCUGAACUAAUUUUCGUUACAGUAAAGUGAAUAAUGAUCC
Linum trigynum is the source of this 1487-nucleotide messenger RNA. The record is from the annotation of a GenBank genome assembly. Lineage: Eukaryota; Viridiplantae; Streptophyta; Magnoliopsida; Malpighiales; Linaceae.